Messenger RNA from Linum trigynum, 1298 nucleotides. Lineage: Eukaryota; Viridiplantae; Streptophyta; Magnoliopsida; Malpighiales; Linaceae. The record is from the annotation of a GenBank genome assembly.
GCGCAAAAUAUGAGAAACGAACAUUGAGGUAGAGAUAAUCAAUAAGAAGAGUCCGUAAGAACAAUAAGGAAACAUAGGAAGGACUUGGAAAAAAUCUCCUGCGGCAAGACUUGGAACAUAUUCCAUAACUGUUCCUUCACUGGUGCUGUAACAUUUAAACUUCUCUCUCAGUUGCAUACUGAUGUUGUCAAAACUUCUACCACCUCGGCUGUACAAUAGGAAGAUGUCGAUCACUACGUAUACUUCGACUUUUGAUUCUAAUGUCAAUUAUAUGUUUGACGGUUUAUUUGGAGAGGAAAACCUUUUGCACUUUGGCCAAUGGGUGUUUAUGACCGUUUCCAGCACUGUCAUGAGCAUGCUCUGGGGAGGAACAAUCGAUGGAGGCGAAGGGGAAAGGGUUUUUCCAGAGAUCCUAGAUUUAGCAAGCAUAGGGAUGGAGCUAUUAGGCACACCAAACAUCUCCGGCUUCAUUCCACCAACUUGCCAGAUUGGAUUUGCAGGGGAUAGAGAAGAAAUCCAUGACAGUGUUAGAGAGUCUGGAUCAAAUCCUCAGUUCCAUAAUCAAUGAGAGGAAGUUGGUCUUGGCGACAGAAGGUGAGGCCAAAGAGACAAAGGACUUCCUGCAGAUUCUCCUAAAUCUCAACAAUAGUGGAGAUGAUGCUUCAUCAAUCACAGACAACCAGCUCAAGUGCAUUCUCAUGGACUGGUAUGUGUUUAUGCUGAAUUGUCCUGCCACAUAUGUGAUAUCUGAUCUUAAGUUGCUCAUUGUACACAUCAAACACCCAAUUACUUUGGACAACUCCAAUUGUGAAACUGAUUGAUAAUACUAACCAUAAGUUUCACACUUGGAACCAUUGAAGGCUUCAACUCACAGACAAUUUUCACAAUGGAAUCUAACAUUUAUCUUCUCAAUCUAGAUACAUUAAGGCAAGGCAACUUCUUCUUCGCUCCGCUUGAUUAAUUCUCAGAAUCACAUUUGCCUAACUCAUGCCCUAUAUGGAGAAUUUCUUUCUUCCAAAAACUUUUAAAUUUAUUUUAAUGGUCUUAGUGCUAGAACUUAAAGUGGGGGUUAAUUGCAUGGUUGGUCACUAAGAUUACAAAAAACGUUCAAGUUUGGUCACUCGAAAUAUUUAAAUCUAUUGGUUGUACUUCAGUUUACUGAAACCGUUCACGUUUGGUCACUCUCUAACCAAAUCCGUUAACUUUUGCUUACGUGGCGGUCAACUUCAAAAGUUGACCGUUAAAUGUGUGACGUGACAAUUUAAAACUAAUAAAAUUAAUAAAUUUAAAUUUUUUAA